CUUACUCCGUCAACCCCAUCAAGUCGAACUCCAGAGACCUCUUCAUUCACAUUCGUACAUCAGAAUCAGGUAAAAUUAUAACUCAAUAAACCCAUAGUUAUUAUUUUUUUUAAAAUGUAUACAAGUCAAAAUACAGAGAAACGAUCACCGUAUUUGCAGUUCUUGAUUCAUACAUAAAAAGAUUAUUGUGUUUAACUUGACUGGAUUACAUAAAAAUCCCAACUUGGAUCGGUUUAUUUCUGGGUUUGGCUGAAUUCAGUGAUGUUUUGAUGGGUUUUUGGUUUAGUUGAUAAAAUAUUAUGUAGGGUUUUGUAAUUUGUUGAUUAUUGUUCGAUUAUGGCCACGGUUGUGUUGAGUUAUGUGCAAAAUUUAUGGCCUUUUUCUAUCUUGAAAGAUGAUUUGAGGGUUUCAAAUAGUUUAGUGAAGAAAUUGCCAAUACCCGAAAGCACAAAAAGGUUUGUUUAUGCUAUCCAAGAGCCUGAAUCAGGGGCCGUGAUAUAUGUUCUCUGUGUUCAGAAUUUAUCAGAAAGGUCAGCUUUAGAUGCUGAAUGCCUUAUUAAAGUGGUUAAACCUGAUGCCGUGCUCGCCCAGGUUGGUCCCUCGAUCGAGGGGAAUGAGUUUUCUAUGGAGAAAAUUGCAUCUGAAGCUUGUAGUAGCCCAGAUAGUUAUUUUAGUGCUAAGAGUGAUGAUAGGAGGGGUAAUGAGUUUCUGUUGCCAACAUCGGCAUUUGAGGUAUUAAGGAGGUGUUUUUUGCAUAAAAUUAAUAAGGAGAAGUAUGAGAAUGUGGCUGGGAGUUUGGUAUUGAGGGAGAUUUUCGGGGUCAGUUUUAAUGGUCAUUUCUUCUCGGCUAAGAGGGCUGCUGAGGAAGUUGGUGCGGCAUUCUUUUUGCUGGAGUCACCUUUUGUGAAAUGUAGUGGUGAUGGUAAAUGCUCUUCGGAGAUGGACAACGAGGAGGAGGAGGUGGUGGAGGUUGGGUUGGGAACUGGUCUUCGUGGCUUUGGUAUACAACCUAAUAGUUUGGUUCCUCAGAAAGGGAUCUCAAUGGCGUCAAUGAGUUUAAGGCGGUUUUCUGCUAUGAAUGAUGUUCAAUCCUGGAUGGUGAAGUCCUUGUCCAGAGAAUUGAGUAACUUAAGUUCUGUUCUAAAGGUGGGUUCUGAAGAUGUUCAACCCAGGGUUGAUUAUGAGGCCCCACAGUUUUCACAAUCCAUCUAUCCCUUACUCGUUGAUUUACAUGAUAUUUUUGUUGACAUCCCAUAUAUGGGCAGUGCUCUAGCUCAUGCUCAAAAGAUGCUUUCUGCUAUUAAUAAGGGAGAAGCUGUUGAUGGCCAGCUCCUUUCAGAAGUUCAUGUAUUUCGGAUUGCUGUUGAGGGAUUGCGGAUUGCUUUGAAUGAUGCAGCUCGGCUCCCUAUUAACAAAUUGGGGAACCCUCUCCCCUCUAAAUGUGAGUUUUCGGAGCUUCCAGUUCAGGAAAAGUCCCAUGCACUCAUUGCACAAGCUCUUCAAAGCCAGACUACAAAGUUCAAAUCAAUUGUAGCACUAGUUGAUGCUAAUGGCUUAGCAGGCUUGAGAAAACACUGGAAUACUCCUGUUCCAGUGGAAAUUAAGAACAUGGUUCAACAGCUGGUUACUAAUUGUGAGAAUGACAGGAAAAUACUCAGCGACAAGAAGGCGUUGCUCUCAGCAAAACCAAUAUUAGCAGUUGGGGCAGGUGCAACAGCAGUGUUAGGAGCAUCUUCCCUCUCCAAAGUCGUUCCAGCAUCAUCUUUGGUCAAGAUUUUGACCUUCAAUGUUCCUGCUUCGCUUAAACUUAUGGUGACUCAAACCUAUAAGGUUGUUGCUCUUACAUUUGGUAAAAGUGUUGGUCCUUCAAAAGUGAUCGCACCUGGAGUGGCAAGUGGAGUCAAAACGUCUUUUCUGAAGGCAGCUGCUUCUGCUGAGAAAAUUCGUGCUGUAGCUCAUAGCAUUAUAGCUUCUGUUGAGAAAACUAGCCUUUCUGCCACAAGAACUGCAUUCUAUGAAAUAAUGAGGAAACGGCACGUUCAGCCGGUUGGCUUUCUGCCAUGGGCUACCUUUGGAUGUAGUAUUGCUACUUGUGCAGGAUUGCUUAUGUAUGGAGAUGGAAUAGAAUGUGCAGUUGAAUCUGUUCCUGCCGCUCCUUCAAUUGCCAGUUUAGGGCGUGGCGUCCAAAGUCUACACCUGGCAUCUCAGGCAGUCCGGCAAGCUGAAAGCUCCAAAAUACAAAAGUCAAUAGAAUCCCUUCUUGAUAGAUUUAGGAAGAUGAAGGUUCAAUGAUGACAAUUUAACAAUAAUCUAAAGUUGCAAAUUGUUCCGACUUUAAUUUAUCCUAUAAUGGAAUACAUUAAAACGUAUGGUGUAAAUACAGUUCAGGAAGAGGUGUUUAGCAACUUGUUUUUGUAAUUCUUGUUGAUAUGUUGUCUGUAUACGAGAUUCUUAUUUGUGAUUGUGGAUGAAUAAAAGUUGGCACAAAGCUUGCACCCGA
Coffea eugenioides is the source of this 2500-nucleotide messenger RNA. RefSeq lists its product as uncharacterized. The transcript has a single exon. NCBI's taxonomy places the organism in Eukaryota, Viridiplantae, Streptophyta, Magnoliopsida, Gentianales, Rubiaceae. The coding region runs from base 337 to 2292 and encodes 651 amino acids. The record is from RefSeq and is a predicted model, not a curated record.